Messenger RNA from Oldenlandia corymbosa var. corymbosa, 975 nucleotides. The record is from the annotation of a GenBank genome assembly. Lineage: Eukaryota; Viridiplantae; Streptophyta; Magnoliopsida; Gentianales; Rubiaceae.
AUGGCUGAAGGUGGUAAUAUUAGCCAGGAUAUCAGCUUUGCUUGGGAGGAUGAACCCUGGAUGGCAUUAUCAAACUCGGACAACUCGGCCACCGGAAGCGAUGAAAAUCUUUCUCAGAAGAUGAACACAACCAACUCCCCAACAGCACCGGCGGCGGAGGAACCCACGGCGGCGAACAAGGCGGCGGCAGGGAUGCCUCCUCCUCCGCCACCUGCUCCCGGGAAAAGGAAGAGAAGGAAUGGAAAGCAGGAGGCGGCGGCGGGUGGAGGCAAAAAAGGUGGCGAAACAGAUCAUGAGUUGCAUAUAUAUACUGAAAGGGAAAGGAGGAAGAGGAUGAGAAACAUGUUCUCCAGUCUUCUUGAACUACUUCCUCAUCUUCCUCAAAAGGCAGACAAGUCCACCAUUGUUGAUGAAGGAGUGAACUACAUCAAAACCCUGCAACAACAACUCCAGAAACUGCAGAGACAAAAGCUGGAGAUGCUCCAAGGCCUAACCACAAUGGCUAAUUACCCUCCUCAAGCCCCGCCGUAUCGAUCUGCCGCCGCCAUGGAAGCCAUGGAAGCUUCUUCUUCAAGGGAAGCAUUCUUAGCUAAUCUGCAGGGUUCUUCUUCUUCAGCACUGACCCAAGAUCAGGAAAUGACGAUGACUCCUCCAUUCGGGAUGGCUCGAUAUUCUACCGGUUUCAAGACCUGGGCUUCCCCAAAUCUGGUCCUCAGCGUUUGCGGCGAUAAGGCCCAAAUCAACAUUUGUUGCCCUAAAAAGCUUGGAGUUUUCAGUGCCAUUUGCUAUUUCUUGGAGAAGCAUAAGCUCCAGGUUUUAUCUGCUCAUAUUUCUAGUGAUCAGUAUCGCAGCAUGUUCAUGAUUCAAGCCCAUGCAACUGCAGGUGUUGAUCAAUUGUCGGAGGGGGCGUUGUCGAUUGAAGACAUAUUUCAACUUGCUACCGGAGAAAUCAUGCUGCAUUUGUCUACCUUAUAA